AUGAUUGGACCAGCUCUCCCGCCACACUUGCGUCGAAAUUCUGACGACGCUGAGAAGGGAGACAACCAAACAAAUACACAUGCAGACAGCGACGACGACGGCGCAUAUGGACCUGCACUUCCUCCUUCACUGGCACGUCAAAGACAAAUAGAGCCGGUCAAGGAGCAAAAAUCCACCGUAAAUCCCGAUAGCGAUGAUGAUAGUGACAUUGUUGGACCCCAGUUGCCCUCGGCUAGUGGCUCAAAAGAGGAUCCGGAUGAGGGAGUUCGUGAAUUUCUCGCCAGGGAGCAGAGACGAAAAGCUCUUGCAGAGGAAGAGAAGAAACCCAAGCAGCCAAAGCGAGAGGAGUGGAUGCUCGCUCCCCCCACCUCAUCUGAAGCCCUCCAAUCACUUGAUCCUACUAAAAUCAAGAACAGGCAGUUCUCACGUGCGACAGGUCGCGAAGAGGUGUCUAAAGAUACAUCUCUCUGGACAGAGACGCCUUCGGAGCGCCAAGCACGGCUUGCAGAGGAAUUAAGCGGGAAGCGUAAACGAGCGACCGCCAAGGUGCAGGAAGAGGACGGGGAGGGCGCAUACAAGAGGCGUAAGAUGCAGGACGACCUCCGAAGAGAGAUUGACGAUCACAACCGCAUGGCGCGACCUGCUAGUCUGCUUGAAAUGCAUCAAGAGACUCUGGCCAAACAGCCGAGCUCGACAAAGGACGAGGCCAUUUGGGACCGGGACCGUGACAUGGGUUCUGCGGGGAGACUACUGGAUCAGAGCUCGCGCAAUAAGAUGAUCAAGGAUGCAAAGGGAUUGAGCGACCGGUUCGGUUCUGGAAAGCGUGGUGCUUAUGAUUAG
Serendipita indica DSM 11827 is the source of this 840-nucleotide messenger RNA. The record is from the annotation of a GenBank genome assembly. Lineage: Eukaryota; Fungi; Basidiomycota; Agaricomycetes; Sebacinales; Serendipitaceae.